CAUUCGGCUUGGGAGGAGUGUCAUAAUGGAAGGUCACCAUCUUCUAGAUGAACAAACUGCUGAAGAUACCACUCAUACUAGACAGUUAGAAAGUUCCCUAGGCCCACGGUAUGGAACUGUGUUAACAGGGACGAGGAGUAAUCAGUCAGGUGUUAACGGCAAUUCGCGCAAGAGGUUUAGGUUAAGCUUGCUUAUUGUAAUGAGCUUUGAUGCAACCUUGUUAGCUUUUCUCUCCAUCUUGUCUUACUUAACAUUAGAAUCAGGUUCUCCGUUUCAAACUUACUUCACCAAUUUUGAUAUAAAGACGUCUGUGUUUGAUAUUGUGGUAAUUGCUAUAAUUCGCUUUGUUAUUUUGUUUCUUUUUUAUUUGGUGCUUGGCUGGGUUACAAGAAUAGUUUUUGUCAUCACCAUUGUUGUAUCAACGUUUUAUGUCCCUGUGAAAGCAUACUUUUUUUGGACUUACUUAAAUGCUAAAGAUAAUACUGAUAUACACUACAUUAUUGUUCUAAUUUUUCUGUUUGCUGCAUUCGUAAUGCCAUGGCUUAUCACAUUCUUUUUUGAAUUUAAAUUUCUACCAGCAGAAUUGUCAAGAUUAUCUACUACUAGCUGGAAAAAUUGCAAAGUGUGGUUUUGCCCAUGGAUGUUAGUCAAGCGUCCAUCAGAACAUUCUGCCAGACCAGCUCAUAGAUCAAGAACUGCUAUUCCUAAUGUACAACCACUAGCACGGUACAGCUCAAUGGACACAGUGUUUAGAACACCACUGGGAUCCAUAAGAGGUUCACCUGCUCCACUUGAAAAUGAAGAUAUAGUAAUUAUUCGGGAAGAUAGAACAUAUUCCCCUGUGUUAACUCCACUGCCAGAGUGUGAUCAGUUUUCGAAUGAAAAUGAGGGGCAUAAGUUACAUGCAAUGAAUGCCGUAGAAAAACUUGAGCAAAUGACUAGAUCCAAUAAUGGAUGGAUAUUAGAAAAAGAAGAAAAUGGAAUUAGAUGUUUCAGUUAUCGCUCUGAAAGCAACUCCAGGAAAAUAUGGAAAAGCGAAGUUGUCAUCAAUAUUGCAGUAGAAACUCUAUGGCGAGUGCUAUAUCAUGAGACUCAUAGAACUACUGAAUGGAAUACUAAUGUUGAUAUAAAUAAGGUGUUACAUCACAUUGAUCGUACUACAGACAUUGUAUACACAGCUACUAAAUCUGUUUCUUUAGUAACAGCGAGAGAUUUUGUAACUGUUCGUAAAGCAUCUGUUAGGAGAGGAUGUUACUACUGUGCAAGUGUGUCUGUGGUAUUUAAUGAGAAGCCACCCGUUCCUGACAAAAUAAGAGGUGAAAAUGGUCCUGGUGGUUAUGUUUUGAUCCCUUUGGACUCUUCGAAGACCUUGUUUAAGUGGGUAAUAGAUUCUGACUUAAAGGGAUGGAUUCCUCAAAGUAUCAUUGACCAGAACUUCACCAGCACUCUAACCUCUGCUAACAACAAUCUUAGAUUACUAAUAACUUCACACAACUAACAUGCACACUACAUGUACAUGUCUAUGUUGCUAAUUAUAUUUUAUUUAUAAUUGUGGAUAAACACAUUAUUAA
Molecule: messenger RNA, 1571 nt
Organism: Amphimedon queenslandica
Lineage: Eukaryota; Metazoa; Porifera; Demospongiae; Haplosclerida; Niphatidae
Product: stAR-related lipid transfer protein 3-like
Exons: 14
Coding region: 26-1498 (490 amino acids)
Cellular component (GO): endoplasmic reticulum membrane; lysosomal membrane; endoplasmic reticulum-endosome membrane contact site
Molecular function (GO): lipid binding
Source: RefSeq, a predicted model, not a curated record